AUGGCGAACCCAACUUCUUUCCUCUUCCCCCUUUCUCUGACGCUGCUUUUGCUACAAUCUUGCCUAUUUAGCUUUGCUAGUGCAGAAAUUCUAAACGUUACCACCGAUAAAUCUGCUCUUCUUGCAUUGAAAGCUCACGUUUCUUCUAAGGAUCCUCACCAUGUUUUGAUAAGUAACUGGUCCUCCAGCACUCCUAUUUGCACUUGGGUCGGUGUUACCUGUGGUUCUAAACAUCUCCGAGUCAAAGCUUUAAACCUUUCCUACGUGGACCUUGUAGGUACCAUUCCUCCGCACAUCGGAAAUCUUUCGUUCUUGGUUAGUCUAAGCAUAGGCAACAACAGUUUUCAUGGUUCAUUGCCAAAUGAGUUGUCUCGUCUUUAUCGGUUGCAAUUCCUAGACUUGAGUUAUAAUGAAUUCAGCGGAGAAAUCCCACCAUGGAUGGGUUUGCUAAACAAACUUCAAAUAUUGUUUCUCAAUGGCAACAAUUUCGAAGGUAGUAUUCCACAAUCUCUAUCUAACAUAUCAUCAUUGCAGCGGAUUAAUCUUGCAUAUAACCAGCUUUCAGGCUCCAUACCGUCCUCUAUGUUCAAGAUGCCUACCUUGCAACAAAUUGUCCUCCUCUCAAAUAAGCUUUCAGGUCCAAUAACCUCCGUUUUCUUCAAUGCGUCUUCACUACUACAAUUCAUUGACCUCAGUGAUAAUGAGUUAUCUGGUGGACUACCAAUGUUUGAUCAUCUUCCCAACUUAAAAAAUCUUUCUGUCGCCCAGAACCAUUUCUCUGGCGUACUCCCAGAAAUAGGAAACUUAACCAUGCUUACAUCGUUAGUCCUUUAUGAGAACAACUUUGAAGGCACAAUUCCAUCCUCGUUGCUGAAGUGUAGACAGCUGCAAUUUUUAGAUAUGUUUAAUAAUAAUUUCACAGGAAGACUACCCCCAGAAAUAGGGAAUUUAACUAUGCUUACGUUCUUAUAUCUUGCCCAGAACAAGUUUGAAGGUGCAAUACCGAGUCAAAUUGGAAGUCUGCAAAAGCUAGAUCAUUUCGCUGUUUACUCGAACUAUUUUUCAGGACCGAUUCCGUAUGUGAUCUUCAAUAUCUCAACUUUACGAUAUAUUAAGAUGGGAUUCAAUAAUUUCUCUGGUGACCUUCCAUCAAAUAUGGGUCUUUUUCUUCCUAAUCUUCUGGCCCUUGCUCUUCAUGGGAAUGAACUGAGUGGAACGAUUCCCAACUCUAUUCUCAAUGCUUCACAACUCAUCGUAUUAGAUUUGGGUCAUAACUCAUUCUCAAGCUCAAUUCCAAAAGCAAUUGGUAAUUUAAGGUUCCUCGAGGCGUUGAUCCUCGGAUAUAAUGAGUUGACAAUUCAGUCUCCAGAACUUAGGAGCCUUUUCUCUUCUUUGUCGAGUUGCAAACAUCUCAGACUUUUUUCUUUGGCCAAAAAUCACUUGAAUGAUGUCCUUCCCAAUUCAGUUGGGAACCUCUCAACCUCUCUUCAAAGACUUGGAUUAAAUGACUGCAAUAUUAAGGGCAACAUUCCAAAAGAGAUUUGCAAUUUAAGUAGCUUGAUUGAUUUGACCCUAUCCCACAACGAACUGGGAGGACCUAUUCCAACUACAAUUGGAAGAUUGCACAAGCUCCAAGGUUUGUUUCUUUCUGGUAACAGACUAAAAGGUUCAAUCCCAUAUAAGCUCUGCCAUUUAGGAAGCUUGGAUACACUAGGUUUAAGUGGUAAUGAGCUUUAUGGACACAUUCCUGCAUGCAUGGAUAACAUGACUUCACUAAGAAAUCUUUACUUGGAUUUCAACCGAUUAACUUCCUCAAUUCCUUGGAGCUUGUGGAGGCUUACAGAUCUGUUGUUGGUUGAUUUAUCAUCAAAUUCUCUUAAUGGCCCUCUAUCUUUAGAUAUUGGGAAUAUGAAUGUCUUGACAGCAAUGGAUUUGUCAAGAAACCAAAUAACAGGUCGUAUUCCAGUUACAAUUGGUGGGCUAAAAAGUAUUGUCAAUCUAUCUUUGGCAGGCAAUCGACUAGAUGGCUCAAUUCCUACUUCUAUUGGUGAAUUGGAGAAAUUCCUUCAAGAGGACAGUUUGUACACUUCCCAGCUACAUCAUUCAUGUCAAAUAAUGGACUUUGUGGUGAGGCUCGAAUGCAAGUCACCCCAUGCAAAGAAAAAAAGGCUGUAG
This is a messenger RNA of Juglans regia (Persian walnut), 2175 nucleotides long. Its product is annotated as probable leucine-rich repeat receptor-like protein kinase At1g35710. The record is from RefSeq and is a predicted model, not a curated record. The transcript has 4 exons. Bases 1 to 2175 code for a protein of 724 amino acids. Gene Ontology annotation, molecular function: protein binding. Lineage: Eukaryota; Viridiplantae; Streptophyta; Magnoliopsida; Fagales; Juglandaceae.